AUGACUAGAAUAUCGCCGCAAGUCGUCGACGGUCUCAAGGCUAGGAUCGACUCGGUCACCAGCAAGCCAGAUGGCGUGCCGGGCCUGGUCAUCGCCGUCGUCGACCGAAACGGCGAUAUCGUCUUCGAGCACGCUUCCGGCAAGCGAGGCAUGGGCACCAACGAGCCCAUGACGACGGACACGGUCUUCUGGAUCGCGUCCUGCACAAAGAUGAUCGUCGCCAUUGCCGCCAUGCAGCUGGUCGAGCAGGGGAAGCUGGCCCUGGAUGAUGUCGCUCUGGUCGAGAGGCUGGCGCCGGAGCUUCGAGACGUGAAGGUUUUGCAGGAGCGUCCUGAUGGGCGGUUGGAGCUCGUCGAGAAGAAACAGGGCAUUACCCUCAGGAUGCUUCUUUCUCAUACUGCCGGCUUUGGCUACUCCUUCUUCAACGCGGCGCUCAAGAAAUGGUCAGAACCAGCCGGUAUCGACGAGCUUUCGGGAUCCAUGUCAGACAUCCUGUUCACGCCUCUCGUGAACCAGCCAGGCUCGCGAUGGGAAUACGGGACCAACAUCGACUGGGCCGGCGAGCUCGUGAUGCGAGCCUCGGGUCUCAAACUGGACGACUACUUCAAGAAACACAUCUUCGAGCCGCUGGGGAUCCGAGACCUGACUUUCUUCCCCUCGGACGACAUGAAGAGGCGCCUGGUAUACAUGCACCAGCGAACGGCCGAUGGGAAGGUCACCCUUCGCGAGGAAGGCCAUCCGCUGAAGCGUGCUCUAGACCCGAUAGGGAAGAAACAUGUCUAUCAGUCUGGAGGUGCUGGAUGUUUUGCCGUCCCUUCGGAGUAUUGCAAACUGACGAACCGUCCACCUACAGAGAUAAUCGCAGCCCUUUUGAACAAUGGGAAAUCCCCCAAGACUGGGGCUGAGAUCCUCAAGCCGGAGAGUGUUAAACAGCUCUUCGAAAACCAGAUCCCUCAAUUCCCCAACUUCGGCCGCCAGGGCAUCUAUUCAACGAAGCCGCAGUACUCGAAGCCGUCGUCAGACCUAUACCCACAACCCCUGGACCAAGCUCAGGGCUGGACGCUGGCCGGAUUCCAGCACCUCCACCCCACCACCACCGGACGAGCGGCGGGCACGAUCUGGUGGAGCGGGAUCGCGAAUCUGCUCUGGUGGGCUGAUAAGGAGCGAGGGCUGGGCGGGUUCGUCGCCUCGCAGAUUCUUCCGUAUGGAGAACCGGACGUCCAGAACACAAUGGCCGAAGUCGAAAAGACGUUGUACUCUGCCUUGUCGAAGACGAGUAUGCUGCAUGCUUGCUUUUUAGGUACGCCAGUCUUUACAGCCUCUUUCCUAGUCUAG
Molecule: messenger RNA, 1335 nt
Organism: Rasamsonia emersonii CBS 393.64
Lineage: Eukaryota; Fungi; Ascomycota; Eurotiomycetes; Eurotiales; Trichocomaceae
Product: Beta-lactamase
Exons: 6
Coding region: 1-1335 (444 amino acids)
Source: RefSeq, a predicted model, not a curated record